Conger conger (European conger) is the source of this 3096-nucleotide messenger RNA. RefSeq names its product coiled-coil domain-containing protein 40-like. Bases 186 to 3020 code for a protein of 944 amino acids. The transcript has 17 exons. Gene Ontology annotation, biological process: axoneme assembly; epithelial cilium movement involved in determination of left/right asymmetry; heart looping. The record is from RefSeq and is a predicted model, not a curated record. Gene Ontology annotation, cellular component: cilium; cytoplasm. Lineage: Eukaryota; Metazoa; Chordata; Actinopteri; Anguilliformes; Congridae.
ACUUAUGUGCAGGUUCACCUCGGGUUCUGUUAGGCAACAGCACUUUGGAAUUAUGCCAUGAUAAAUAUUCUAUGUCUAAUUCAGAUUCUCACAGAAACGAGACUUCACUUGCUUGCUGAUCACUUCAGUUUCUCUCAACGGAAUCUUUUCGUUUUGGACACUAUCUAAUUAGUUUGAAGCUGAGUAUGGACGAUACUGACAGACCCCAGGAUGUGCCGGAAGCUUCCGGAGCCGGCGUGGAGGAGGACCAGCCGGGGGAGAGCGUAGAGGACCCGGGGGAUGGAGGGAGUGGGCAGGACGGAGAGAGCGGAUGGGCGGAGGAGGGCGCAGGGAAGGAAGAGAGCGAUUGUGGCUCAGAAGCGAGGGAUGGCGCUGUCGGAGAGAGGAGAGACGAAAUGGCGGGAGACAUGGAGGAGGAGCUGCUGGUGCUGGACCCUGAGCAUCCCCUGAUGAAAGGCUUCCAGUCUGCGCUGAAGACUCACCUGGACAAACAGCUGGAGAGGCUGGAGAAUGAGCUGCGUGAGCUGCGGUCGAUGGAGCAGGCGGAGGGCGACGGGCGUGUGGCCCUGGGCACGGCCCUGUUCAAGGUGCAGGAGGAGCUGGGCCGAGUGGACCUCACGCUGACGGGGCAGAACCAGGCCAACAGCAGCGCCUCCUCACUGCGGCAGGAGGCCCAGGCCCGGCUGGAGGCCGCGCGCCGGGAGUACCGCUCCUCCGUGGCGGGGAACAGCGAGCUCAGGGCGCAGGUGUCCCAGACGCAGCGGGAGGUGGAUGACACGGCUCUGCGCCUCCUCUACCUGCGCGGCGCGACCGGGGACAUGUCCUCCGACCUGGCGACCACGCAGACCUGCGCCCGCAAGGCCCAGCUGGAGAAGAACCGGGCCGCACAGGAGAAGAACGUGCAGGACCUGUACGCAGACCGGCUGAGUCAGAAGCUGGAGCGUCUGCAGGAGGAGACCGCGCUGUACGACGCCCAGGCGUCUGCUCAGGCCAUGGAGACGCAGGUGGCCCAGGAGGGCCUGUCUGAGGCUCAGUUGGAGCUGGACGCCCUGCUGGUGGAGCAGAAGCAGCUCCUGCAGCAGUGGAACAGCAGCCUGCUGGGAGUGGGCAGGCGUGACGAGGCCUACAACACCAUGCAGGAGGCCCUGCGGGCGGCGCGGGACCAGGCCCGGGCUCUGGACACCGAGCUGGAGGGCUCCCGCAGGUCCGUCACGCAGCAGGAGGAGCAGAACGAGCAGCUGACGCUGGCGCUCAACGCGGCCCGCCUGGACUGCGGAACGUCCCGGAAGCUGAUCGCGCGCAGCAAGGCCCAGGAGGAGGCGCUGUUAGCGCAGCACGCCGUGUACGCACGCGCGCUGCAGGAGAGCGAGGACCGGCUGGAGCAGGUCACCCGGGACUGCGCGACGCGGCGGGGGGAGGCUGUGGCGCUCCGGGCGCAGAUGGACCGCGAGGUCACCGUCCGCCGCGGGCUGGAGCAGAGGAUCAUGGGAAAGAUGCAGGAGCAGCUGUCGCACGGCCAGGCCGCCAAGUACUCCCGCCAGCAGGUGGAGAAGAUCGCCACGCAGAAGAAGGAGAGGGAGCUGCAGGUGGCCCUGCUGGAGGAUGACCUCGCCCAGGUGACGCUGGCGGGCACGGAGGUGAAGCUGCGCGUGGAGUCGCUCUCGCGCGUGUGGGCGGAGCUCCAGAAGGAGACGGCGCAUCAGCAGGAGCUGCUGGACCACAGCGAGACGGAGAUCAGCAAGCAGGACAUCAUCAUCGAGCGCAAGGAGCACGCCAUCUGCAGCUACAAGAAGAAGAUCCAUGAGAUGUGCACCAAGCACGAGGACGUGGGCGGGCUGGAGAUCCGGGUGAAUAAGCUCUGUAAGGAGGUGGAGGAGCUGGAGGAGGAGAUCCAGGCCCAGCAGCACUCCUGGCUGCGGCAGCAGGAGGAGCUGGUGAGGCUGAACCGGGACAGGCAGGCUCAGAGCGCCGCCCUGCUGGCCCUGCAGGAGAGGCUCACCGUCCUGCAGCAGAAGAAAGUGCACACCGAGGGUGAGAUCCAGCAGGAGCGGCGGGAGCAGGCGGAGGUGGAGCGGCACAUGAACGGCCUAAUGCUGGACAUCGCGAAGCUGAACGGCCUUCUGGGAAAGAACAGCCAGCAGAGUGACGCACUCGAGCACAGCAACUCCCUGACGGAGAGCGAGUUCAUCAGCCGGCUGAAGGAUGCUGAAAGGGAGUCCAUCGAUUUGCAGAUGAAUCUGGAGAGGAUACAAGAGGAGAGGGACAUGCUCCUCAACAGCCUGCUGGAGGCAGAACAGCAGGUGCUCCUGUGGGAGAAGAAGACCCAUCUAGUGAAGGAGACUCAGCUGGCGGUCAGAGAGGAGAUGGGCCAGGGAGACAUCCGCUUCCUCAAGUCUGAGAUCCACCGCAUGGAGGUGCGGUACGAGCAGCUGAUGAAGCAGCAGGCGCGGUUGCUACGGGAGCUGGAUGCUGCGGUUGCUAGGCGCGAGGCCAUAGAGAUGCACAGCGAGACGCAGGCGCAGUUCUCCCGCUCCCGGCCCGUCCAAUCAGAGUCCCGCAGCGUCCUGCAGGGCCUGCGCAGGAAGAUACAAGACUGCCAGAAGAAAUCUAAGGACUGUGACGGGGUGAUCGCUGAGCUCCAGGACACACAGAGGGCUCUGCUCUCCGCUCUGUCUCAGAAACAGAAGCAGCUGGGAGGUCUGCGCAGCAACUCUGACUCACUGGACACAGACCUGCGCAGCCUGCAGGACACCAAGGAGAAGAGCCGCGUGCGGCUCCUCGCGCUCCAGGCCCGCGUGCGGCACCUGCAGGCGGUGCGGGACGGGCGGUACCGCUCGGUGUGUGUGGGCGGGGCCGGCCCGGGCUCCUCCUCCCAGCGGCUCAGCGCCCAGCUGCAGGGCGUGGCCUCGGCCGUCCAGCGCGUCUGCCAGGACCACCCCGAGCACCAGGGGGCGCUGCACCGCCUCGGCCUGGCCUUCGCCGCCCGCCGCGAGCUCCUGGAGCCCCCGGCGCACUCCUGACCGCACCCCCCCGCUGUGUGACGUCACUCCCCUUCCCACCUGCUCAGGGUGGCCAAGCCUUCACCCGGGGCGCAGG